UAUUUUUUUGUUUAUAUCGAUGUGAAACAGCCAGGAUUAUAUGGAUAACUUAUUUUUUAUUAAGUUUAGUGGAAAGUGUGUUUGAAAUCUUGGAUAUUGGGUUAGCUUUUUAGAGGAGUUCGUUUUUGGAAGCUUAGGAUUUGCAAAUAUGCGUACAAUGCCGCCUAACGUAAUACUUACGCUACUUCUAUUAAUACCAGCAACCAUAUCAAGAUCAGUAAAAACAAAUGCGCGCCCAGUCCAUGAAAUCAUUAACGAACAAUCCCGAAUAGACGAAAAGAAACUCACCAACCCAGGAUUUCUACCCUAUGGUAACCCUUUGGCAGGCAACUCUCAACAAAAUGCUAGACUACAUGCGCAGAAUCAACAAGCUAUGUUUAACGCAGAAAGAAUCAGGCAACACAGAGCUCAAGUCCAAAGAUGGACAAAAGCCCCAAUACAAAUGGACAGCUAUAUGAAAGCUUUCCACGAAUCACAAGAGAGCCAUCAACUAGCUUUAGAACAACAGCAAGCGAAGUUAAGAGACGCUAAAGUAGUAGCUACCACUCCUAAAUCUAGGCAGACAGAGCAAAAGAGUAGAAGACAGGAUAAAAGAGUAGAACCUAAAAGAGUUGAAAGAAUCAGACUCCAAAGUCCAGAGCCUACGAAGAUUACUAAAGCUGAUGCGAUUAUAAAAGAGAGAAGCAGGAACCAUAGGUCACAUGGUUCACUAGAUCUUCAAUAUCAUCAAUAUCUUCAGCCAAAAAGAUACCAGACUGUCUAUGUUUCACCAGGACCUACUUAUGAUCAAGGAGUAACUAUCAAACCUAAUGGCAAUGUUGGUCUGAAACACUAUCAAGCUACGCAUGAAAGUAAGUUGUAUACAGAAGCUAUACCAAGCACGGAGAAGCCUAUUUAUCCUAAGCAAUAUCAUCAAAUGCAAGAGUAUCAAUCUGCUCAAGAUAUUGAUGCUUUAAAAUCACUACUGAAAACGAAUUCUAAAGAUCAACAAUUAUCUGGGCUAAAUGCUUUGAUAGUGUCAGGAAAUCAGAAUAAAGAAGAAGAAGAAAAACAUAAUAAUCUAGAGACGCCGAUAGACCUAUAUUUCUAUUUAAAAGGUGCUCCAAGCCCAAAUCCAGCGCAGCAGUAUGAUCAUACAAAAUAUGCCCAAAUACCACAAUAUGCUAGCGCUUAUAUGCCUAAACCCGUAGUCAAGGAUCAUACACCUAUAACUGAGCAAGUAGAUGAUAUUGAAGACCCUAAUAAACACAGACCAAACCUUAUCAGACCUUAUGGAGUACAACCUAUUGUAACCCCAGCGCCUGCUAUACAAGAUACAACCACAACUAAAAGCAGCAACUAUUAUAAAGUUGAAGUAGCCAGUCAAACUAUUUCCUCAGGACUCAAGUAUAGGGAACCGGAUUAUUAUUUAAAUGAAGAUUCAGCUAAACCAAGUCAUCAGGCAUUACAAUAUGCUCAGCCACAAUAUCCACCGUCGCAAUAUGGGACACAGUAUGCUGCGAGUGCUGCGACUCAGUAUGCUGCGACCCAGUAUGGAACACAGUCAGACGAGAGCGACCAAAGCGAAAGAUAUCUUCAUCACAACGCGCAACACGCAGGAAUCCAACAUUUGACAGGAGAUGGCACAGGAGUCUCUGCUUACGACGACGACAGUCUCCAUUACGCAUCCAACUACGAGUUUGGCUACCGAGUUCGCGACCACCACAGCGGCAACGAUUUUGGACACCAAGAGGCCAAACAUGGCGAGAACACCAACGGAGCCUACCACGUGCUCCUGCCAGACGGACGGAUGCAGAAGGUCCGGUACUCCGCUGGUCCGGAGGGCUUCCAUGCUGAUAUCUCGUAUGAUCAUUUGCAGUAUAAACAUUGAGUUUAUACACAACAUU
Molecule: messenger RNA, 1886 nt
Organism: Cydia strobilella
Lineage: Eukaryota; Metazoa; Arthropoda; Insecta; Lepidoptera; Tortricidae
Gene: CPR143
Exons: 4
Coding region: 149-1870 (573 amino acids)
Cellular component (GO): extracellular matrix
Source: RefSeq, a predicted model, not a curated record